This is a messenger RNA of Penicillium egyptiacum, 1500 nucleotides long. The record is from the annotation of a GenBank genome assembly. NCBI's taxonomy places the organism in Eukaryota, Fungi, Ascomycota, Eurotiomycetes, Eurotiales, Aspergillaceae.
AUGCUCCUUCAAUCCGCUUCAAGUUUGAUUCAUGAACCCUACAUUUCGACCAUAGCCACUUCGCUUAUACUGAUAUUGGUCUCACGGGUAUACUACCAGCUCUUCGUCAAUGCCCUUGGCAAAUAUCCCGGACCAAAGUUUGCAGCUGCAUCACGGAUACCUCAACUCUACCAUACCUUCAAAGGUGACAUGCUUGAAUGGGUUAGUGGACUACAUGCCACACACGGCAAUGUAGUCCGUGUCGCCCCGGAUGAACUGAGCUACGCGACUGGUGAGGCGUGGAAGGGAAUCUAUGGCCAUGCCUCUGCAGGAAAACCAGUUACGGAGAAGGACACUCGAUUCUAUGGCCCAUCAUUCAACGGAGCCCCAGAGAUUCUCCGGAGUAAUGGACCCGAUCAUUCCCGUUUCCGUCGCAACUUCUCGCAUGCCUUUUCUGAUCGCGCGCUUCGAGAACAGCAGUCCUUAAUCUGUGGAUAUGCGGACAGUUUAGUUGACAACCUCCACAGAACGAUCAAGGAGGAUCCCAAAUCGAAAAUCAAUAUGGUCCGCAUGUUCAAUUUAACGACUUUUGAUAUCAUGGGUGAUUUGACCUUCGGUGACUCUUUGAAUCUGUUAGCUGGAACUGGUAAUACCAGUUGGGUUUCUGCGGUUUACGUCAGUGUAAAAACCAACUCUUUGCGCAGACUGGCACGCUACGUCCCUUGGACCGCUGCAAUUGCCCAAAGGUUCAUUCCGAAGGAGCUGAAGCAACAGACUGUUGCUCACUACCAGGCCUCCCAGGAGCGUGUCGACAAGAGGAUAGACGGCAACCAUACGCUGCAAAAACCUGACAUUUGGGGUAUUGUCAUGAGCCAAAAGGAGGAUCUCCGUCUUAGCCGCAGAGAGAUGUAUGCCAAUUCCCAGGUUUUUAUGGUUGCAGGUACCGAGACUACUGCAACGGCGCUAAGUGGUUUGCUCUAUCAUCUGCUGAUGACGCCUGAAAAGAUGAAGAUCAUUAUAGAGGAAGUUCGUGGGACUUUCGAGAAAGAUUCUGAUAUGGACAUGAGAGCUCUCGAGCGCAUGACAUAUCUCAAUGCUUGCAUUGAGGAAGGGUUGCGCAUCUACCCUCCAGUCCCGGUUGGUCUGCCUCGCGUCACUCCCGAUGAGGGAUUGCUUGUCUGUGGAGAACAUAUCCCAGGAAAAACCGCGGUUUCGGUUCAUCACUGGGCUACCUAUCGCAGCGCUCAAAAUUUUAGGCUGCCAGAUCAGUUCAUCCCUGAGCGUUGGAUUGACGAUGAGUUUGCCACAGAUAAUAAGGCUGCAUUCCAACCAUUCUCAUUCGGCCCUCGCAACUGCCUUGGAAAGAAUCUGGCAUACCAUGAAAUGCGUCUCAUUCUUGCCAAGGUGCUGUAUAACUUUGAGCUUUCUCUGCUCCCUGAAUCUAUUGGUUGGGAAAAGCAGAAGACGUUCUUUCUGUGGGAGAAGAAGGAUUUGAUGGUUCAGCUGAAGGCGAGAAAAUAA